AUGGUUUGUGAAUCGGAUCCUCGUAAUACCUGCUCUUCUGGUUGCUGCGGCGAGCAAGACAAGGGGAUCAAGACCAGGGAUGCAUCUGUUCCCCACACUUCUGACCGAGGGCCCACCGAGAGCCGUGGUUCCACCGAGAAACUACAGGAAGAAGACCCUAACAAGCCGAGCUGCUGCAAAGAUAAGCCAUCUCCUUGUUGUGAUGUCUCUUGCCUUGAUCGUAUCGCCCUCCGCGAAUGCCACAAAGAGCAGAUUCUAUCGUCUAAUGAGGCAUCUCCAACUCCCGACUCCCAGCUGCCAAACUCCCGAUGGAAAACCAUGCGAGCAGCACCGUCUUUCGGCGCGGACCAGGAAUCCUGCUGUGCACCGCCAAGACGCUUCUCCCUUGGUAAAGACCGUCGCUCCGCCGACUCUUGCUGCGCAGGGAGUAUCACGAGGCCCAAGACACACCACAGCGCAAGUAUAGAGGGUAGAGGAGAAAGCUGCUCAAGCGGGUGUUGCGGUCCUCCUAAGGCUCCCACAGUGGUUAAGCAGUGUCCUUCUACUAGCAAGGGGAAGGCCGCCGAUUCUGGUAGUAGUUGCAGUAAACCUGAGACACCUGAAUCUACUGGUGGGCAUACCUCCGUUACGAAUGGCGAGUUCAGAAACAUCAUCACGUAUUCGAAGGGUUGUUGCGAUAAACCAAAUAUGUUCCUGGUUCCAACUGCCGAACAAUGUUCGUCUCCUGAAAAGGGAAAUUCUUGCCGGCGGGCCUGCUCGCCUAGUUGCCGCAGUAAGUCCAAACAAGCCUCCAGUGCCUGGUCUGGCGAGAAGCCCGAUAAGCCAGCCUGCUCCUCUCCGUGCGGUAGUAAGCCUGAAGUGCCCUCCAAUACUUUUCCUGGAGCAAAGCCUGUUAGACCUGAACCUGGUACCCGCUCAACUGGCUGCUGCGGCAAGCCCGUAACGUCCCCAUGCACAAGCACCGAAGAAACGCCUACCGACUUCAUCGAGGUCAUCCCGGGUACCGCUACUCCUGAACUCGAAAAAGGAUUUACUGGCCAGGAGCAUGUUGUUCUGAGUAUAUCUGGAAUGACAUGUACUGGUUGCGAAACAAAGCUCAAGCGAACUUUGGGCACACUUCAGUCGGUCCAGAGCCUGAAAACUAGCUUGCUACUCUCCCGAGCAGAGCUUGAUCUGGACGUCAGUGCUCAGUCAUUCGAUGAAGUGUUGAAGUAUUUGGAAAGGACUACCGAGUUCAAGUAUGAGCGAGCCACAGAUCGUGGAUUUCGCCUCGAUGUUAUCGUCCCCAACGCCUCUGAGUUCAUGAAACAAGCCUGGCCCCGUGGCGUGACCGAGAUGACCCUCGUGGACGAUGGAAUAAUCGGCGUCUCUUUUGAUGCGAGGAUAAUUGGAGCACGAGACCUAGUUGAACAUGGCUGGGGUAGUCCUCUCAGCCUGGCUUCCCCUCGGCCUGACCCGACGCUCCAGGCUGGAGUCAAGCAUGUACACCAUAUGGGAUAUAUGACUAUUCUGUCCAUUAUACUAACAGGAAUCGCCUAUGGCUCUGCAUCGCUGGCACUAGCAACGAUUGUCCAAACCGUCAUUGCGGGCCCGUUCUACCCAAAAGCAUUGAAAGCCUUGAUCUUUUCUAGGAUAAUUGAGAUGGAUCUGCUCAUUGUGCUGAGUACAAGCGCUGCCUACGUUUUCUCAGUCGUGUCAUUUGGAUAUGUCAUUGCGGGGCAACGACUCUCCACUGGUGAAUUCUUCGAGACCAGCACAUUGCUGGUUACUCUGAUCAUGGUUGGUCGAUAUUUCGCCGCACUCGCUCGUCAGAAAGCCGUCGAAUCGAUUUCACUUCGGUCACUACAGGCGCCUACUGCUAUCCUCACGGACGACUCGGCGGCCAAUGAAAAAGAGAUUGAUGUCAGACUGCUUCAAUAUGGGGACAUCUUCAAGGUCGCUCCAGAUUCUCAGAUUCCUACCGAUGGCACAGUCAUCGGAGGCUCGUCAGAGGUCGAUGAGUCAAUGAUUACUGGAGAGUCUAUACCGGUAGACAAAUCCCUUGGAUCUGCCGUUGUUGCAGGAUCUGUGAAUGGUUCUGGGAUCUUGAUUGUCAAGUUGACGCGUCUCCCUGUGGACAAUACAAUCUCUAUCAUCGCAGGGAUGGUAGAUCAAGCAAAGCUUUCAAAAGCAAAGGUGCAGGAUAUCGCGGACCGAGUGGCGAGCUAUUUUGUACCUGUGAUAGUCGCUCUGACUAUCAUCACCUUCGUGAUAUGGAUCGCCGUAGGCAUUGCAGUUCGAAAACAGUCCGGGUCUCGAGCAACUACGGAGGCCAUAACGUACGCUAUCACUGUCCUGAUUGUAUCUUGUCCUUGCGCAAUCGGCCUGGCAGUACCUAUGGUAAUCGUUAUAGCCAGCGGCGUUGCUGCCGAGCGAGGCAUUAUUUUCAAGGGCGCAGACAGCAUAGAACUCGCCUGCAAAGCUUCCCACGUGGUAUUCGACAAGACCGGAACCCUCACCCAAGGCAAACUGACCGUCGCUAUUGAGCACAUAGACAACGCGAGCAAUACCAUGUCUCUACUUCUCGGUCUAGUUGGGAGUAACAAGCACCCAAUCUCCGCCGCCGUUACUGCACAUCUGAAAGCCAAAGGCAUAUCACCGUCUACUGUCCCUGAUACAAAGCUACUAACCGGCAAAGGUGUAGAGGGUUUUGCACCAGGCCUUAUUCUCCGCGCAGGAAACUCACGAUGGCUCAACCUCUCGUCUGACCCGCUGGUCCGAUCCAUACUUGAAAAAGGCUAUACAGCAUUCUGCUUUACAAUCAACGACAACCUCGCCGCCGUAUUUGGCUUAGAAGACUCACUUCGCCCUGAUGCCCGCGAAAUCGUCACCAAGCUCCAGGAACGCGGUAUAUUCGUUCACCUUCUCUCAGGUGACGACGACGGCGCCGUCCGCUCUGUCGCAAGACAGCUCGGCAUCCCAGCUCAAAACAUCCGCUCCCGGUGCACUCCAGGCGAUAAACAAGCCUACAUCCAAGCCCUCCACAACCCACUCGACCAAGGAUCUCACAAGACGAGACCAACAACAAUCUUCGUUGGCGACGGCACAAACGACGCUGUCGCCCUCGCCACCUCCACAAUCGGUGUACAUAUGAACCAAGAAACCGGCACCGACGUCGCCAAAUCCGCUGCAGAUGUCGUGCUCAUGCUGCCGAGCCUACUAAGCAUCCUGACGAUGAUCAACAUCAGCAAGAAAGCCGUGUGGCGGAUCAAGUUCAAUUUUGGCUGGAGCUUUGUGUAUAAUCUGUUUGCGAUCUUACUUGGUGCGGGCGCAUUUGUGGACGCUAGGAUUCCACCUGAGUUCGCGGGGUUGGGAGAGUUGGUUAGUGUCUUGCCUGUUGUUUUUGCGGCUGUUCUCUUGAGGUGGGCGAGGGUUUAA
Molecule: messenger RNA, 3417 nt
Organism: Aspergillus oryzae RIB40
Lineage: Eukaryota; Fungi; Ascomycota; Eurotiomycetes; Eurotiales; Aspergillaceae
Product: cation-transporting P-type ATPase PCA1
Exons: 4
Coding region: 1-3417 (1138 amino acids)
Biological process (GO): monoatomic cation transport
Cellular component (GO): membrane
Molecular function (GO): ATPase-coupled monoatomic cation transmembrane transporter activity; metal ion binding; ATP hydrolysis activity
Source: RefSeq, a predicted model, not a curated record